CACCACACUCUGCCCACCACCUUCACCGACUACCACUUUAGCGCCAAAUCUCGAGCGCUUCCCCCAACUGCGCACCUCCUCCCCCGCUCACCGCAGCCAUGGCGAACGACGAAUAUGACUUUCUCUUCAAGGUGGUCCUCAUCGGAGACUCAGGUGUCGGUAAAUCCAACCUGUUGAGCAGGUUCACCCGUAACGAGUUCAACCUCGACUCCAAGUCGACCAUCGGUGUCGAGUUCGCUACCCGUUCGAUCCAGGUGGACGCCAAGACGAUCAAGGCACAGAUUUGGGACACAGCUGGCCAGGAGCGCUACCGCGCCAUCACAUCGGCGUACUACCGUGGCGCUGUAGGAGCGCUGCUUGUUUACGACAUCAGCAAGCACCAGACCUACGAGAACGUUAUGAGGUGGCUGAAAGAGCUGCGCGGCUAUGCCGACUCGAACAUCGUUAUCAUGCUGGUUGGAAACAAGAGCGAUUUGAGGCAUCUGCGGGCAGUGCCCACCGAGGAGGCCAAGCAGUUUGCGAGCGAGAACAACCUCUCGUUCAUCGAGACGUCUGCCCUGGACGCCAGCAACGUCGAGCUUGCUUUCCAGAACAUUCUUACAGAAAUCUACCGCAUCGUCUCCAGCAAGGCACUCGACCAGGGAGAAGGUAGUCAGAACGUCCUCGGCGGCGAGCGCAAGGUCCUCGAGAUCAGCAAGUCGGCCGACGCAGAGCAGAAGAAGGGAUGCUGCUAGACGGAUACACACCCGCGCCCUCCAUGACGCACUGCGCUUGCGUCUCACGCACAAUCGAUGGAGACCUGCGCUUGAGCGUAUGAAAGCGCGAUGCGCUGCGCUGAACGACCAGAUACGCCUGUCAUGUGCAAAUGUCCACGAGUCAUGUCAAGUUUCACGGCGUCCAGGAUGUCUCAUUUGGUCGAUAACCCUCUUUCAACAUCUGCUUCCUGUUUCUGCUUCCAUUGCAGGCGCUUGGCUGUGCUGGGAUGAGCCGGCCUAGAGGUCUGUGUCUUGGUUUCCUGCAUGUUGAGGGGUCUUUUCUUUUUAGUUGAAGGUGGUAAUGUAACUGUGCUGCUGUAUGACAAUGCAAUGCAGCGUAUAUCCACUAUCAUAUCUCUGUC
This is a messenger RNA of Macroventuria anomochaeta, 1117 nucleotides long. RefSeq names its product ras-related protein rab-like protein-11B. Gene Ontology annotation, molecular function: GTPase activity; GTP binding. Gene Ontology annotation, cellular component: recycling endosome. The coding region runs from base 99 to 734 and encodes 211 amino acids. Lineage: Eukaryota; Fungi; Ascomycota; Dothideomycetes; Pleosporales; Didymellaceae. Gene Ontology annotation, biological process: exocytosis. The record is from RefSeq and is a predicted model, not a curated record. The transcript has 5 exons.